This is a messenger RNA of Bacidia gigantensis, 276 nucleotides long. RefSeq lists its product as uncharacterized. The record is from RefSeq and is a predicted model, not a curated record. The transcript has 2 exons. NCBI's taxonomy places the organism in Eukaryota, Fungi, Ascomycota, Lecanoromycetes, Lecanorales, Ramalinaceae. The coding region runs from base 1 to 276 and encodes 91 amino acids.
AUGCAGAUUGCGUCGAUGCUAUCAGACCUGAUGUCGUUGCGAGUUUGUGACUACUCAGCGGCUCUUGCACUCGUUUCUGCGCACAAGGACAAAUCGGGACAGCAAAAAGCGGAAGCUGAAUUGGAACAAGACAAAGAUAUCCGGCGAGUAAGGGAUCUUUUGGAGCUGCAUUAUGGUGUCAAAGUGAAGCAUCAGCAGGGAGAUGAUGAGGGGUUGAGGCAAGCGAGAGUCGAGGUUGAGGUCGUUUUGAGGGAGCUCGAUAGCUCCGAGUCAUGA